This is a messenger RNA of Perkinsus marinus ATCC 50983, 1242 nucleotides long. RefSeq lists its product as hypothetical. The coding region runs from base 1 to 1242 and encodes 413 amino acids. The record is from RefSeq and is a predicted model, not a curated record. NCBI's taxonomy places the organism in Eukaryota, Perkinsozoa, Perkinsida, Perkinsidae. The transcript is spliced from 11 exons. Gene Ontology annotation, molecular function: glycosyltransferase activity.
AUGGUGCUCCUGCAUACGGCCGAUGUACCUGAGCAAUUCCUCGAUACCUUGCGAAGUGUAUGGGACUGCAGGGAAGUGGAAUACAUCAGAAACGUCUCCACUAGACUGUUCCUUAACUUCAAGGGGAGUCGGUUCCAGGAUGUAUUUACGAAGCUUCGAGUGUUGGAACUCACUGAGUACUCGAAGGUUUGCUUGCUCGACAGCGAUAUGCUGGUCCGAGACAACAUCGAUGAAAUUUUCGACCUCCAGCCACCAGCGGCACUCGUGCGAGGAACCUUUCCCCCGCGCCAUGGUGCGAAGGUACCGGUGACGACAUUCUGGAACGGCCAUAGGCAGAUCACGGGGAUCAACGGUGGCUGCAUGCUUUUGGAACCAUCGCAAGAGGUCUUCAACUGUAUGAUGGACGAAGUCUCCUAUUACAACAACCCGGCACACUGGCCUACGUGUGGCGCUGAGCAGGAGUAUCUCACGAGAUGGUAUGCUAGUCGUCGUAAUCAACAAUGGAGUCACAUCAGUUGCCGGUACAACUACCAGAUUCAUCUCAACCAAUACGGCUCGGCCGAGUGGCAUCACUACAACUGUCGGACUUUCCCAGGAGUAAAGAUCUUUCAUUAUUCUGGAAAUCUCUGCAGCCCGUUCGAGUUUGUGACCGACGUGAUGCUCGAACACGGCUUCACAGUGGACGACACAAUAGCAUACAUUGCAGAGAUCCCAUUGAUAGCUCAUAGGGAGCAGGCUAGGCAGGUUCAACUCCAGCGAGACCAGUUGGAGGAAUCGGAGUCUACUAGAGCGAGGGAUCCUGGUAACUGUUUGGAGGGUACGAAGAGGAAUGGAGGUGGGAUCGGUACUCUCCUAUACGAAGCGAAAGUGCCCGAUAUUGGCUUGCGCAAAGCAGAGGCGUUAGACGACAGCGAGACGGAGACCAUCGAGGAGACCUCCGAGUUGGACUUCGGAAAGUGUCUGAGCUACCCGUCGAAGGACUUUCCGUGCACCAAUCCGGUCAGGUAUCAUUAUUACGGUACUCAGUACAGUCGUUGUUGCAAGCUCGAUCGAUACAUUCAUCCCUCCUGGGGACCUAGGGAUGCGGAGGCCAUAAUUGAGUGGAUGCUGGCCUUCAAAAACUUGGUGUCGGAGCUCCCCCAGGUUAUGGAUAUUCUGCAUGCCUUGAAGCAGGAAAAGCAGCGAGUAUUCGAAGCCGCCCAAUUGAAAAAUAUGGACAAGGAGACUGCUCAAGGGCAGUAG